Solanum lycopersicum (tomato) is the source of this 1040-nucleotide messenger RNA. Its product is annotated as eukaryotic translation initiation factor NCBP. The record is from RefSeq and is a predicted model, not a curated record. Gene Ontology annotation, biological process: translational initiation. Lineage: Eukaryota; Viridiplantae; Streptophyta; Magnoliopsida; Solanales; Solanaceae. Gene Ontology annotation, molecular function: translation initiation factor activity; RNA 7-methylguanosine cap binding. Gene Ontology annotation, cellular component: eukaryotic translation initiation factor 4F complex; cytoplasm.
UAUACAAUCCCUCUUCGUUUUCAUUCUGGAAAAAUCCUCUUCUCGAAAAAAAUCAGAUACAAGAGUUGUCGCCUGAGAUUCGCCGGAACUAAAUGGAAGUGACAUCGGAGAAGAAAGAAUUGGAUAACAAGAACACGAACAGCACUCAAUCCCUAAUUAUCGAUCCCUCAAUAGCCGCCGAGGAUCGUGAACGCAUCGCUGUUGACCUAAAAGCCGGCUUGCAUCCUCUCAAGAACAAGUUUGUUUUCUGGUACACUCGCCGGACACCUGGGGUUCGAACACAAACAUCAUACGAGGACAAUAUAAAGAAAAUUGUUGAUUUUAGUACUGUUGAAGGGUUUUGGGUUUGCUACUGCCACUUGGCUCGCCCAUCAGCAUUGCCCAGCCCAACUGAUUUGCAUCUUUUCAGAGAGGGUAUUCGUCCUUUAUGGGAGGAUGCUGCUAAUUGCCAUGGUGGGAAGUGGAUAAUUCGUUUUAAAAAGGCUGUCUCAGGACGUUUUUGGGAGGACCUGGUUCUUGCUUUGGUAGGUGACCAACUCGAUUAUGGUGACAACAUAUGUGGUGCUGUUCUAAGCAUUCGUUUCAAUGAAGACAUCUUGAGUGUAUGGAAUCGUAAUGCGUCAGAUCAGCAGGCUGUGAUGGCAUUGAGAGACUCAAUCAAGCGACACUUGAAGCUUCCUGGUGGCUAUAUCAUGGAAUACAAAGCCCAUGAUGCUUCCUUGCGUGACAACUCAUCUUACCGCAAUACUUGGAUAAGAUCAUAAACUCUUAUUUCGCUGUCAUACUUUGAGAAAAGAGAUUUGCAUAGUUCGGUCGGUAUUUGGUCAAAGAGAUUUUCAUGGCAAAAAUGGUUGAUGUUGAUCAUGUAAUAUGAGCUAACAAUUAGAUUUUACCGGCACUCGAAAUCUCUUGAUUGCCUGUAGUUCUUCUGAUGUGUAUGCAUAACUCUAUUGUCAAGUGGAUUAUCCCCAGUACUGGCUCAAGUAUAAUUGACAAUUGAGUCAUUCCCAGUAAUAUUAGUUACCAUCACCUUUAAAGUA